UUUCACUUUGCCAAUUCCGUAAUUCGACACUCGGCCAGUGCGUCAAUACGCCUUCAAUGGACAAAUUUGCUGAUCAAAAUAAAAUCCUCAAUUUUAAAUCCUGCGGCUUUUGUCCGACUGAUAAACUUGAGAAGGAUCUUUAUAAAUGUCCGAAUUGUCAAAAAUUUUAUUGUUCUGUUCGUUGUUACCGAAGCAAGAAACAUUUGGAAUGUUCUGAAUUAUUUUUUAAAAUGCAGUGUGAAGAAUUAACGGAAAAUUCUGCAGAAGAAAAGUCGACUUCUUCAAUUAAUAGACCUGUUACUACUUUUGAACAGUAUAUGGAUAAACAAAAUCGUGAAAAAUCAGAAUUGGAUGAAAAGCUGAUAAAUCCGGAGAUCCCACUAGAAAUCAGCCCCGAUGAACAAUUGCUUUUCGAUUCGGAUGAUGAACCUGAAUAUCUCAGCGAUGUUGUUGAAUCUUCUAUGAGGCAAUUUGAGACAAUUGACGAUGAAGAAUUGGACAGAAAUUUACUAGCUGCUGGGCUACCAAUUGUGCUAGAAAGGGGAUCAGAAGAAGAAACACAAGAACAGUUAGAAAAACUUUUUAAAAGCCUGGAUGAUGAUGAGAAAAAGAAAUUUACACAAAUGGCAGAAGGACUUUUUGAAAAAGAUUUUCUUGCUUAUACAAAUUGUUUUCGUAAGAAAAAAUCUAAAUAAAUUUCAUU
Meloidogyne enterolobii is the source of this 703-nucleotide messenger RNA. The record is from the annotation of a GenBank genome assembly. NCBI's taxonomy places the organism in Eukaryota, Metazoa, Nematoda, Chromadorea, Rhabditida, Meloidogynidae.